UGUAGCCGCGGACACACGUAUUCUCGGUCGAGUCUAAUCGACUAUGUAUUGAUAUAGCUACCAAUUGACUGUUUACUAUCAGAGUGACUGUUAUGUCAGAGUGAAGUGUCCUCAGUGAUCUAUAUUAAUAUAAUGAUGAUGGAUCAAGCUCAUUUCGGUGAAUAUCUGCUGAGACAGCAAAUGUUACACGCCGCCUCUCUGGGUGGACUGCAGCCUCGUGUCAGUCUGUCCGCUGAGCCGCCGUCGUGCGAGGGUCGACUCCUCAACGGUGACCUGUGGAGACGGUUCCAUGAUAUUGGUACAGAGAUGAUCAUCACCAAAGGCGGCAGGCGUAUGUUUCCGUCUCUUCGUGUCUCUCUCAGCGGUCUGGAUCCUCGUGAGGAAUACUGCGUCUUAUUGGAGUUAUCGCUUGUGGGAAGACGACGCUGGCGUUGGGCAGGCGGUGCCUGGGCAGCGGCUGGGGGCGCCGAACCCCAGUCCCCUCGGAGACUAAUGCUGCACCCCGACUCUCCUGCCCCUGGUCAUCAUUGGACCGCAAACCCCGUAUCCUUCAGCAAACUCAAACUCACCAAUAAUACCAUGGAUGCCCAGGGACAUAUGGUUCUAACCUCAAUGCACAAGUACCGUCCACGUGUAGUUGUUGUCAGGGCCAGGGACGCCGCCGCCCUUGCCUGGGGAGCGCCUCAUGCCGCCUUCUCAUUCCCGGAGACUGAGUUCAUAGCUGUCACCGCUUACCAGAAUGAUCGAAUAACAAAAUUGAAAAUCGAUAACAAUCCAUUCGCAAAAGGAUUCCGCGCUUGUGGCCAGUCCAAAUGCAAGAGGAAGAAUGUGGAUGGAGACUCGGGCGUAGAAACACAGAACGAGUCUACGGACGCGAAGCGACCCUGUUCAGAUGCUGCUUCAUCAUGUUCUGAAGAAGGAAGUUUAAGGUCUUCGUCGCCUCGAUCGCCCCCUCUGAUAGAUUCACCGACGCCGCUUGUUACGGCCCCAGAAAACACCAGCCCCCCUCCAUUUUAUCCCCCAGAAAUGCCGUACCUAAACCCUUUACACAUGCCAAUACCCUACGGAAUGUGGCCUCCGCCAAAUAUGGCUACAAAUUUCCUAGGAUCUUACUGGAGCGCGUUACCCCCGCCGGCGCCAAGUAUGCCUUCGCCCUCAACUCCACCCGCCCCUUGUCGAAAAUUGAAAAGUUUCACCAUAAGCGCUCUACUUGGGGAGGGUUGAUACAAUUGUAUGUAGAAACACGGGAAAUAUCAGCAAUAUUUACAUUGGUCCUGUAAAUACGUCGUAGUCGUAGAGAUGUUACUACCUUAACCUACCUCCUAGUUUUUAAGAUCAUCUUAUUCUAUAUGUGAUAUAAAGUGCCUUUGCUAUGUUAGAUAUAAUAAUAAUGUAUUCCGUAUCACAAUAAUUAGACAUAGUUCUAGUAUUAAUUUAUGUAAGCGUGUACAUAAUGUACAAAGAAGAAUGUUUUUAUGUACCUAUAAAAGGAAAGUUAAUAAAAAAAAAAUUAAAAUGUCA
This is a messenger RNA of Danaus plexippus (monarch butterfly), 1521 nucleotides long. RefSeq names its product T-box transcription factor mls-1 (gene Doc1). NCBI's taxonomy places the organism in Eukaryota, Metazoa, Arthropoda, Insecta, Lepidoptera, Nymphalidae. Gene Ontology annotation, biological process: positive regulation of DNA-templated transcription; heart development; cell fate specification. The record is from RefSeq and is a predicted model, not a curated record. Gene Ontology annotation, molecular function: RNA polymerase II cis-regulatory region sequence-specific DNA binding; DNA-binding transcription factor activity, RNA polymerase II-specific. The transcript has 5 exons. Gene Ontology annotation, cellular component: nucleus. Bases 133 to 1224 code for a protein of 363 amino acids.